Messenger RNA from Caenorhabditis sp. 36 PRJEB53466, 1707 nucleotides. NCBI's taxonomy places the organism in Eukaryota, Metazoa, Nematoda, Chromadorea, Rhabditida, Rhabditidae. The record is from the annotation of a GenBank genome assembly.
AUGAAUCACAGUCUCCACAGAAUUAUUGCCACGUCAUCGUCACCUAUCCUCUUCCGAAGCUUCUCGAAACAUCUCAAAACGCCCGCCUACGUAAUGCAGCAAAUUCAGCCGAUCACCCAGAAAAUCGACAGCGAUGAAUUUCGGUAUUCUGGUGAUAAUACUGUGAGCUCACAAUUCCACACCAUUCCAGCCGACUCUUCACACCGCAACUGCUGAAACUGCGGGAUUUGUUCGCGAAACGCGACUUUGAGCUGAGAAUCGCGGGCGGUGCGGUCAGGGACCUCCUGAUGGGCAUCCGACCGGCCGACGUGGACUUUGCGAGCACCGCGACGCCCACGCAAAUGAAGGAAAUGUUCGAGGAGGAGCAGAUUCGGAUGCUGCAUAAAAGGGGCGAGGAGCACGGAACGAUCACGUGUCGCAUCGACGAGGCCGAGAAUUUCGAGGUAUUCCGACGUGAACCUUACUGAUUUUGAAAUAAAAACUGCCCGAAGUUUACAAUUUUCCAAAUACGUGGCAUUCCGAUUCUAACGAGAAUCAGCCUGAAAUUAAAGCUUGUGGCCUUAGAAAUGAGCAGUUCACGCGGAAGCGAAAUUCGAAAAUGCUCAGAUUACGACACUCCGCGUGGACGUCGUCUGCGAUGGAAGACGUGCGAAAGUGGAGUACACGACCGACUGGCAACUGGAUGCAAACCGCAGAGAUCUCACCAUCAACUCGCUUUUCCUCGAACUCGACGGCACCGUCAUCGACUACUUCGGCGGAAUCCGCGACAUCGAGACUCGUCACGUCGCCUUCGUCGGUGAAGCCCGCCAACGGAUUCAAGAAGACUAUCUGCGCAUUCUCAGGUAACUCUGAACAAUUUAUUAUUAAUCUGCUCUUUUGGCUUUCAGGUACUUCCGCUUUUUCGGUAGGAUCGCCAACUCGUCAGAUCACGAACCGGACACGAUUCAAGCGAUCGUGGAGAACAGGGACGGACUGGCGGGAAUAAGUGCGGAGAGAAUUUGGACGGAACUGAAGAAGAUUGUGAUCGGGAGGAUGGCGGCGGACGUCGUCAGAACGAUGGUCGUGGAUUGUGGGCUGCAGAAGUAUCUCGGGUGGCCGGAAGAGUGCAAUCUCGAUAGGUUCGAAAAGGUUAUUUCAGUGCUUCUUCCUUCUUUCCAUAAUUCAAAAUUGUUCCAGGUCUACUCGCGCUUCCCGAAAUCCGUCGAACCGAUGACAAUGGUGGCGUGUCUGUGCGAGCACGAAGACCAAAUUGCCGCAUUCCAUGCAAUCACGAAGCUGUCGAACGACGAACGUCUUCUUGGCGAAUUCAUUCUUCACGAACGAGAUUCGGCGCUGGAGAAUCUGCAGAACGAUGACUGGUGGAUCGACAGAGUCGUAGAUCUGGAAGUGCGUCCGGGACACGAGAACCAGCCGGACAGACUGAGACAACGGCUCGUUCAACUGGCGAGGAGUGUGCUCGCCGACGAGCAACGCAUCCAGAUGAUCGAGAGGUUCACGCCCCCGCAAUUUCCGGUCACUGGACGCGAUCUGAUGGAGACGGGCGUUCGGAAGGGACCGCACGUGCGCAAUGUGCUCUUUUACCUGUUCGAUUUGUGGAAAGCGAGCAGGUUCCAAAUGAUCAAAGAGAAACUUUUGGAGCACGCGAACGAUCCGCAGAUUCCGGACCUGUCGAAGGAGAAGAAAAGGCAGAAUUCUCCGAAACGAUAG